UCUAGCAAUGGCAUUCAUUAGGAAAUCGAUUCUCCUCGUUUGUGCUGCAAUUUGUCUCUUCGCUUGUAGCCCAUGGCGAGCAUACAGUGGUGAUCUUGGUGCCACAGAAGUCAUAGCAGACGAGUUUGUGGCAGAAGAAGGAGCUGAAGAAGGUGAAGGAGAAGACCAAGAUCCCAUUUUCAUCAAUGCCCUUGAAUGUUUUAAUGACAGAAAUAUCUAUAGUAUUUGCGACGAAGAAUAUAGAUUGAGUGAGAAAGGAGAGGUUAAGGUGCCACGCGAAUGCGCCGACCAAUACUGCCAAGGGCCUUGUCGCGAGGAGACUAACCUCGUACUCGAAUGCAUUCAACAAAUCUUCCAUCAUUUCCGAUUUUACAACAAGGCUACGCUUAAUGAUGUUCGAGAAACGAUCAACGCCGCUUGCAGUUAUGGCCCCAAACGAGGUGAUUUCGAUGUGGCUGAGCACGUAAGAGUUGAUGAAGAUUCUUCAAGCAAGUUAAUGUCAAGCUAUAUCGUCAUCUACGCUGCGUUGUUGAUGAUAUUGGGAUGGCGUGUAUUAUUUUAAUUAAAUAUUAUUAUAUAUACGUUGUUGUGUGUCGAAAAUUAUAGUACUGUAUUUGAAAAUGUUAAAAUGAAAAAAUUGUUAAAAUGACGUGUGAUAUGUUAUUGUAUUUUAAAAGAGCACUCUAUAUAUCUCUUUCCAUGU
Salvia splendens (bonfire salvia) is the source of this 703-nucleotide messenger RNA. RefSeq lists its product as uncharacterized. Lineage: Eukaryota; Viridiplantae; Streptophyta; Magnoliopsida; Lamiales; Lamiaceae. Bases 8 to 562 code for a protein of 184 amino acids. The transcript has 4 exons. The record is from RefSeq and is a predicted model, not a curated record.